Impatiens glandulifera is the source of this 1095-nucleotide messenger RNA. RefSeq lists its product as uncharacterized. Gene Ontology annotation, molecular function: protein dimerization activity. The record is from RefSeq and is a predicted model, not a curated record. The coding region runs from base 1 to 1095 and encodes 364 amino acids. Lineage: Eukaryota; Viridiplantae; Streptophyta; Magnoliopsida; Ericales; Balsaminaceae. The transcript has 3 exons.
AUGCACUUAUCAAAUGGGCAAAAGCAUCAUCGAGAUUGUCUUGUGUAUUGUAAGGAUCUUGACAGAGUAUUUUGCUUCUGCUGUAAAGUCUUCAAGACCAAACGACAACUUUCUCAGUUAGCACAUGAUGGAAUAAGGGACUGGGGGCACCUUUCUCACAAUUCUCUCAAUUUGACAUUAUCUGAUGUUGCAAACUCUUGUCAAAAAGUAGAAGAAUUUUUUGGAGUUGUUCAACCUCUUGAAAUAAGAGAAGCUUUACAUCAGCUUGCCGAGAAAACAAAAGAUUCUGGUAUUAAAAGUGAAGCCAAGUGUCUAGCAGAUUAUGAACUUGGAAAAUUUGAGUUUAUUGUAGGGAUGGUUAUCUGGUAUAAUAUCUUGGCUAAAGUGAAUAUUGUCAGUAAACAAUUGCAGUAUGAAAAUAUGAGGAUUGGUGUAGCAAUGGAUAGUGUGAAGACACUUAUUGCAUUCUUUAGAAAGUACAUAGAAGUAGGGUUUGAGAAUGCGUUGAAUUGUGCCAAAGAAAUUGUUGUUGAAUUGUAUAUUGAUCUAGUGUUUCCAGAGAAGAAAAGGGAAAGAAAAGUUCUUAAGAAAAAAUAUUUUGAUGAGAUUGACUCUGAAAAUCAGCCAUCUGAACCACCUAGCGAAGAAUCAAGUCAAGAAUCCUUCAGAAUUCAUUACUUUUUAUACAUAAUUAAUGAAGCAAUUGGUUCAUUGGAGAAAAGGUUUGAGCAAUAUGAGCAACAUGAGGAGACAUUUGGGUUCUUAUUUACGGCAGAGAAGCUAAAGUCCUUGGAUUCUGUUAACCAAAAAAGAAGCUGCAACAACAUUGAGAAGAAGCUGGAGAAUGGCCACACUUCUGACAUUACAGGUGAUGAUUUAUUAAAUGAAUUUGGACUAUUACAAAAACAUUUACCAAAUGAGCUUGAUUCAACUAGUGCAAUCCUAAAUUUCUUGAAAAGAGCUAAUUGUUAUUCUACUAGUUGUCUUGCAUAUAGAAUUAUGUUAACAGUUCCAGUGACAGUAGCAUCAGCUGAAAUAAGCUUUUCAAAGCUAAAAAUAUUGAAAUCUUACUUGCGUUCGACCAUGUCACAAUAA